Molecule: messenger RNA, 372 nt
Organism: Cryptococcus amylolentus CBS 6039
Lineage: Eukaryota; Fungi; Basidiomycota; Tremellomycetes; Tremellales; Cryptococcaceae
Exons: 2
Coding region: 1-372 (123 amino acids)
Source: RefSeq, a predicted model, not a curated record
AUGCCAUCCCCCCCUCCCUCUCAGCCAGUCCACCCCGCCCCUCAGCCCGUCGACUCCGCCUCUCAAUCAGUCGCCACCCCCGCCUCAGGCUCCCUCUUGCCUGUCCCCCGCUGGCGGGAACUGGUGGCAAUCAUUCCCACUGCCAUGCCCUCUGGGGAUGGGGGGUUUGAUGAAGUGAUGCGGGAUCUCUUCGCAGACAUCGCCGGCCAGGAUCAGAGGGCAUACGACUGGAUUGCGAACGAGUACAGGAAGAUUGAGUUUCGCCAAUUGCCCCCCCAAGAAGAGAACGAAGCUCGCAACAUAGCAAAACAAGAGAUCGAUGACCACCGGGCAUUUCUGUUUGGGCCAAGGUACUUGCAAUCUUCCAUGUGA